UGGAGUCGCGGUGUCUUGCGGAGAAUGCAGCAGCAGCGGCACCAGCGAUAUCACAGAACCAGGGUCGCCGUGCAGCACCAGCAGCGACGAGGGGGUAGCCGCGGUACGCGGCACAUCCGCCAGUCCGUUGCCGUCUCUACCCAAGCUGGCGCCGUCGUCGCAGCUCGGUACCAGGCCCCAAUGGCCCUGGACCCCACCGUUGGCGGCGACCGCCUGCUCCACCACCGCAUUCAAGAGGCUGAGGGGCGAACCUGAGGCUGGCGCUCUCCCGCGCUCCGGCGCCGCCGAUCCCACCUCCAGGGGGGCCGUCAAGGGGAACGGAAAGAUCACGGGCGGCCAACACCACCACGAGUCCCAGGGCAAGAUCACGGAGUACUUUAAGACGCAGAUUAAGCCGCAGCAGCCGAAGAUAAAGAAAACGAACGAAAUGGUGCUGGUAGCGAAGAGCUCGUCGGAAUUUCGAAGGCCACCCGUGGUGCAGAGGAACAAGGGCGGCCUUGCUAAAUACUUGGGCACCGUGUCGCCCAAUGCGAACCAGAAUACUAUGACCAACGAGCCCUGGGAAGUGAGGACGUUGACGUCGACAAACACGAAAAAGGUACCGGUGGUCAUCGUGCCGAGGGCCAACGGUAAGAUAGACAAGAAGCUGCCGAAGUCGCUGCCAAUUCUGCCAAUCUCGAACGACGUGCUGAAAAAUCUGCCCAAGAUCUCACCUCUUAGGUUAACUUCGGACGCGAGUAUUAAUUCGACUAAGGGCAACUCCCCGCCGGCUACUGCCGCCUCGCCACUACUGGACGAACCGUUGGACUUCAAGGCAAUCUUGGCGGCGAAGCCGCAUGUGAAUGAGAACAACAACCUGACGAACAGCUGUGGAGGUAUCCUGGGUGCGUUAAGGUCGCAGAGCGGCCACGACUCUCCCAUUUCGAGGCUAUUCUCGCCGUCGAAGGAGGACAGUAAGGGCGAGGAUGGCCAAUCGGCGCCAGUCGACGAAGACGAUGUAGAUGAGGAGGACUCCCGAGGCAGCGAAUCGAAACCGUCGCCUAUCCUCUCAGCACCUACUACCAUUCGGUUUCCGGCACGAGCGCCCGAGAAGGAUAGACCGCAGGCUACUGACAGCGGGAUUUGUCGUUGGGAUAAGUGCGAAGCCAGCUUCGAGUCUGUGGGUGGUCUUUUAGAGCAUCUACAGGCUGCACACAUCAACACGCAAACUGGCGGCGACAAUUUCGUCUGUCAUUGGCAGGGAUGCAAGGUGCAAGGUAGGACGUCAUGUUCCCGGCGAUGGUUAGAGAGACACGUUCUGUCUCACGGCGGUAACAAACCCUUUCGAUGCAUCGUCGACGGUUGCGGUUGCAGAUUUAGCUCCCAGACCGCCCUCGAGAGGCACGUGAAUGGUCACUUCAAUCAGUCGGAAACGAGCAGCAGUAACGGGAGACGUAGUUGCGAGAAUGGCGGCAAGCUCGUUAGAAGAAAUGGCAAGAAGCUUAGAUAUAGGCGGCAACCUUGGUCAGCGAGACUUUUUGAUUACUUUGACUCGGGAAUAAUGGAGGGUCUCCAGCACAGGCUACUGGAACUAGCGACAUCGAGGACGCAAGGGCGACUAGCUGAGACGCCAGGAAACUCGAUGGUACUAACUAGUCAAGUUUUAGCGAGAAGAGUCGAAUUGGACGGGAAGAGGAAGGUAUUACUGCGGUGGUAUCCUCAAGAUAUAGAACCGGACGAAUGGGUAUUAGAAUCCGAAGUACAAAGUACGAAACACGUAGGUAUUCGCAAAGCGGCUGCUAGUAACCCGGAACAAGUGAGUUUAGCUCUCUAUCCCGCGAUAAGCGGUCGCGCACCGCCGACGGCGCGAGCGAAGCAGCGCCGGAAGCCGGUAAAGGACUCGUGAUAAUGUCGGCCAAUCGGCAUACCAGAACUGACCUAACGAGCGCCGACACCUGAACCAGAGAAGAAGAACAGAGUGCUGCCGUUGACACGAGAGCACGACACAGUCUAUAACGCUUCCUGGUUGGUGAAGACGAGGGCCGCGACGGUGCGACCUGAAAUACCCGAACGUAUCGAAAGAGACGGAGGCCGCUUUAGAAGAUAAUUUAUCUGAAGAUGAACGACCAAUCCUUGUAGAUCGAUUAGGAAAUAAGAAUCGCAAUGUCGAAGGAAAUUGAGAGAUAAAUUCAGGAUGACUCGAGUAGCAGACAGUAGCGAUAAGAUCAAGGGACACGUCUGAAGGAUAAACAAAGGGGAACGCGAUUAUCCGUCCUCCGU
Molecule: messenger RNA, 2259 nt
Organism: Temnothorax curvispinosus
Lineage: Eukaryota; Metazoa; Arthropoda; Insecta; Hymenoptera; Formicidae
Product: zinc finger protein jing-like
Exons: 8
Biological process (GO): regulation of transcription by RNA polymerase II
Cellular component (GO): ESC/E(Z) complex
Source: RefSeq, a predicted model, not a curated record